This is a messenger RNA of Diachasmimorpha longicaudata, 3841 nucleotides long. It is a transcript of the gene Leurs, whose product is annotated as Leucyl-tRNA synthetase. Gene Ontology annotation, biological process: leucyl-tRNA aminoacylation. The transcript is spliced from 5 exons. Bases 207 to 3746 code for a protein of 1179 amino acids. The record is from RefSeq and is a predicted model, not a curated record. Lineage: Eukaryota; Metazoa; Arthropoda; Insecta; Hymenoptera; Braconidae. Gene Ontology annotation, molecular function: ATP binding; leucine-tRNA ligase activity; aminoacyl-tRNA deacylase activity.
AUCGCUUCCACCGGGUUUUUCCUUCCCUAAGUGCUACGGAAGUUCGAACGAUAUUUCGUCACAUUUUCAGGAGUCACACGAACGCGAGGUGAUUGUGUUGACUCACUAGAGAUCAGCGGAGGAAGCCGGAUGCACUCACGUGUCACUCGGAGACUAUCACUGACAAUUCUUCAACGUUUUCUGCUGCUGAUAAAUAAAUAAUCAUCAUGACUACCGAGAGAAAGGGGACCUACAAGGUAGAAUAUCUCCAGAAAAUUGAACGACAGGUGCAGGAGAAGUGGGAGGCCCAGAAGGCCCACGAGGCGAAUGCACCCACUGCACCCAGAAAAUCUGGAGAUGAGAAGUUCCUGGCUACUUUUCCAUUUCCUUACAUGAAUGGACGACUUCAUCUUGGCCACACAUUUUCCCUGUCGAAAUGCGAGUUCGCAGUCCGUUACAACCGCCUCCUCGGGAAGAAGGUUCUCUUCCCCUUCGGCCUUCACUGCACCGGAAUGCCGAUCAAAGCCUGUGCUGACAAGUUGAAGCGCGAGCUGGAGCUGUACGGUUACCCCCCGAAAUUCCCCCAGGACAGUGAGACCACGGAGGAGCUCUCCGACGACAUAAUAAUGAAGGACAAAUCGAAGGGGAAGAAGAGCAAAGCAGUGGCAAAAUCCUCCUCAGCAAAGUACCAGUGGCAGAUAAUGCAGUCCCUGGGUCUCCAGGACUCGGAGAUUCGAAACUUCGCUGACGCCGCGUAUUGGCUGGAUUAUUUUCCACCCCUGGCUGUUCAGGACCUCAAAUCCAUCGGUCUCCACGUGGACUGGCGACGAACUUUCAUUACCACCGACGCCAAUCCCUUCUUUGAUUCCUUCGUCAAGUGGCAGUUUCGUCACUUGAAGUCCCGGAACAAAGUGAAGUACGGAAAACGACACACUAUCUUCUCACCGAAAGACAAUCAGCCCUGCAUGGAUCACGACAGAUCGUCCGGGGAGGGUGUGGGCCCGCAGGAGUACACACUCGUCAAGAUGAAGGUCCUGGAACCCUUCCCUGAGAAAUUAGCCAGUUUGAAGGGGAAAAAAGUAUUUCUGGUUGCUGCUACCCUGCGGCCUGAGACCAUGUACGGACAGACUAACUGCUGGGUACACCCGGACCUGCGGUACAUUGCUUAUACACUUGCCAAUGGCGAGGUGUUUGUAUCGACGAGGAGAGCCGCCAGAAAUAUGUCGUAUCAAGGAUUCAUGAAGACUGAAGGUCAAGUAGACGUAGUGAUGGAGCUAACAGGCCAGGAGAUCCUCGGACUGCCCCUGAGUGCGCCUUUGACCAGUCAGAAGGUCAUCUACACCCUGCCAAUGCUGACGAUAAAAGAAGACAAGGGAACAGGCAUCGUCACCUCGGUACCCAGUGACUCCCCCGACGAUUAUGCAGCCCUAGUGGAUCUCAAGAAGAAACAGCCCUUCAGGGAGAAGUACGGAAUAAAGGACGAGAUGGUCCUCCCUUACGAGCCCAUCCCCACUCUGAAUAUCCCAGAGUUCGGGGAUCUCUCCGCCGUGACUGUCUACAAUCAGCUGAAGAUCCAGUCGCAGAACGACAAGGCCAAGCUCCUGGAGGCCAAGGAGAUGGUGUACCUCAAGGGCUUCUACGAUGGAAUUCUCCUCGUGGGUGAGUACAAGGGGAAGAAGAUCCAGGAUGUCAAGAAGCUCAUACAGAAGAAGAUCAUUGAUGAUGAGGGUGGAGUCAUAUAUUUCGAGCCGGAGAAGACGAUUAUCUCCAGGUCCAAUGACGAGUGUGUGGUAGCUCUCUGUAACCAGUGGUAUCUGAAUUACGGCGAGGAGACCUGGAAGAAGGAGGCGGAGAAGUGUUUAGCCAGUCUCGAGACAUUUCACGAAGAAGUCAGGAAGAGCUUCCAUGCCACUCUCGAUUGGCUGCACGAAUACGCUUGCUCCAGGACUUAUGGACUGGGGACCAAAUUACCGUGGGACGAAAGUUGGCUCAUUGAGUCCCUUUCGGAUUCCACUAUCUACAUGGCAUACUACACCAUCGCGCAUCUUCUGCAAGGUGGAACAUUCAGAGGUGACAAGGGCAAUGCCCUGAACAUAAAGCCAGAGGAGAUGACCCCAGAAGUAUGGGACUACAUUUUUUUCAAAGACUGCAAGCUCCCGAAGACCUCCAUCAAGAAGGAAGCCCUCGACCUCAUGAGAAGGGAAUUUCACUACUGGUACCCUGUGGAUCUCCGAGUGUCUGGGAAGGACCUGAUACAGAAUCACCUGACGUACUACCUUUACAAUCACACUGCCAUUUGGCCGAAAGAGCCCGAACUGUGGCCCCAGGGCAUCAGGGCUAACGGGCAUCUGCUACUAAACUCAGCAAAAAUGUCGAAGUCUGAUGGCAACUUUUUGACCCUCACCGAGGCUGUGGGAAAAUUCUCAGCUGACGGAAUGAGACUCUGCCUGGCUGAUGCUGGCGAUUCCGUGGAGGACGCCAACUUCGUGGAGACCAUGGCAGACGCUGGGAUCCUUCGUUUGUUCACUUUCAUUGAGUGGGUCAAGGAAGUCCUGGGGAGCCAAGAUAACUUCAGGAAGGGGGAGCCCAAUACCAUCAAUGACCAAGUGUUCGUUAGUGAAAUGAACUUGAAGAUCAAGGAGACCGGGGAGCACUUUGGGAAGAUGCUCUUCAAGGAGGGCUUGAGGACUGGCUUCUUCGAGCUCCAGGCUGCUAGGGACAAGUAUCUCCAGUUGAGUGCUCUUGAUGGAGUGCACGGUGGACUUAUUAUGAAGUAUAUUGAAAUGCAGACUGUUCUCCUGGCGCCCAUUUGCCCACAUGUCUGCGAGUACGUGAGAGAGAUCAUGGGACUGGGGAGCGUGCUGCAGGCCAGGUGGCCCGAAAUUGGACAGAUUGAUGAGGUGCUCAUCAAGUCGUCGGAGUACCUGAUGGACGCUGCCCACUCAUUCCGUAUUCUCCUGAAAAACCACUGCACCGUGAAAAAAUCAGGAAAAGGAAAAACUGAAGUGACACUCGUUGAAAAACCCAAUCACGGAACUAUCUGGGUGGCCAAAUCAUUCCCUACGUGGCAGAGUAUUGUCCUCACCACAAUGAAGGAUCUUUGGAAGAAAAACGGAAAUACCAUGCCUGAAAAUAAAGCUAUCGCUGCUGAGCUGGGGACCAAGGGAGAACUGAAGAAGUACAUGAAGCGAGUGAUGCCAUUCGUACAGACGACGAGGGAGAAGAUGGAGAGCCUGGGGAUUGCUGCACUCAACCUCACCCUGGAUUUCGAUGAGGCGGAGGUGCUCAGAGGGAGCCUGGAAUAUCUCAAGAGCACUCUCGAUCUCGACGAGGUGGACAUCAAGUUCACUGAGGAGGCACCAGAGAAAACGAGGGAGGAGUGUUGUCCUGGGGCGCCCUACAUGAGCUUUCACAGCACUCCAGGGGUUUUUGUCACUGCCGUCAAUCCCCAGAAGUGCAGUGGAAUGUUCAGUAUGACUGUGAAGAUUGGGGAGGGCAACACUGGUGCUGAUAUCGCCAGGAAAAUCGCCAAGAACAGUAGGAGCAUCAAAGAUGCCUCCUCAGUUCUUCUCUACCGCUUCGAGGAUCCAGUACUGGGCCCCAGAAGCAUCCCCACAUGCCAGGACAUUCUAAAGGGAAAAGUUUUGAUUCCCUCAGACGCAGUAUUCUCUAUAAAUACUGAUACCAGUGCUGUCACUAUGACAGCCGGAAAAGUCUACGAGAUCGGCAACGAUAUUUUGUAUUAUGUGAAGGAAAACAUGAACUAGAAUCAUUUCAUCAGGUCGCAGGAAACAAUAUCGCGUUCAUUAGUGAAAUUAAACUAUUUAUUUUCAAAAAAUACAAAUAAUGCUGAUUAGUACGA